GGAAAGCUUGUCGGUUCAUACGGAUGAACUUCAGUCUCACCUGACACACGCGGAGGAUACGCUCUGAAAUACGAUUGAAAAAUGAAGAGAAAUCACGAUUUCAGCUCCUCGGAUAGUGAGCUCGAUGAAAAUAUCGAAGUGGAGAAGGAGAGUGCUGACGAAAAUGCCGGUGUGAAUUCUCCACUCGGAUCAAUGUCACCAUCCACAACCUCUCAAGUGCAAGCGAGAAAACGUCGCAGAGGGAUCAUAGAGAAGCGCCGUAGGGACCGGAUAAAUAAUAGUCUGUCUGAGCUGCGCAGACUGGUGCCCAGCGCGUUUGAGAAACAGGGCUCUGCUAAACUAGAAAAAGCAGAAAUUUUGCAGAUGACGGUAGAUCAUUUAAAGAUGCUUCAUGCAGCUGGAGGAAAAGGUUACUUUGAUGCUCACGCGCUGGCCAUGGAUUACCGCGGGCUGGGUUUCCGCGAGUGUCUGGCAGAGACGGCGCGUUACCUCAGUAUCAUCGAGGGCCUGGACAACACCGACCCCCUCCGCAUCCGCCUGGUUUCGCACCUGAACAGUUACGCCUCCCAGAGAGAAGCUCAUUCGGGUUUGGGCCACUUGGCGUGGGGCUCCGCAUUCGGGACGCCGCCCGGCCACCUGGCCCACCACCUCCUCCUGCAACAACAGCAGGGGGCGCCACUCUCACGCAGCACCAGCAGCCCUCCAUCCUCGAAUUCUUCAUCGCCCUCCUCCUCCUCAUCUUCAUCCGCCGCCUCCACAGAGCCGCACGCCCCCAGCAGGCUGACCGGGACGGGGAUUAGCGAGGCAGGGCAGACGGGACCGCUGAGGGUGCCGCCCAGUACCUCCCUGCCCCCUGGCCUCACACCACCGACUACAUCCAAGCUUUCCCCGCCCCUCCUGACGUCACUUUCAAGCCUGUCAGCAUUUCCCUUCCCUCUGAGCGCAUUUCCUCUGCUGUCCCCGAGUUCGCUGGGCCCCGCGACUCCCUCCAGCAGCCUGGGGAAGCCCUAUAGGCCCUGGAGCAUGGAAAUAGGAGCCUUCUGAACUCUGCAAAAACAAGACUUUUCUCUGUAACAUUUCAAAGAGAUGGACACAACCGCAGAAUUCCUCUCUGUACAAAGGGAAAGAGCGAAUACAGAACCGAUGUACGACCCUGUCUUUUGAACGUGUCCCGUCUCAGGUCGAGCAGAAAUAAGAUCUAGAGAUGAUCGGGUUCUCGCACAUCAGUUCUGAACAAAUCUAGUUCUUUUGUCCCUCAGUGAAGAGGUGCAUGCUAGAGAGAGAGAGAGAGAGAGAGAGUUAAUGGAGUUUAACUCAAAACAGAUUUAAUUAUAUUAAAAAUAAUAAAGGGACAUUUGAUAACAUGAUGUGAUACUUACAUCUUCACCAAUUGUUCAGCAUUUCUUUGAUAUUAAAAAAUACUAUGCAAUGAAGUUGAGGUUUUCCAACUUUCCAUCUGCACACACUGUACAAAACCUAUGCAACUGAACCUGUAUUCCUCAGCUGAGUAUACAGUCUUUUUAAAAAAAAAAAAAAGAUUUAAGUCUUUUUGGUCAGCGAACUGCAGUUGUGUUUAUUUGUUUAAAAUGUAAUGAAUUUGUUGUUUGCAGGGAUGGACCACUGGUACACCUUUACAGAGACAAUCUAAAUAGACAAUCUCUCAGAACUGCACUAAUGUAAUUGUAGCACAGGCACUGUUAGGUAUGUUAAUAGCAGAAUUGAGCGCUUACAGGCAUGUUCACCCUUCAUGCCCCAUCAUCUCUUUCUCUCUCUCUCAGUUAACUGCAAUUUGGAAAACCAGAUCGUUUUUUAUGGUAAUAGGGAAUUUGCACUGGCAAAUCAGAUAAGAUUAGGGGAAUAGAUAGUACUGGAAGAGAUGAUGUGGUACUGUGCCUGUCCCUCACUAACCUGUGUGACUUUCCUGUAAUAAAAUGAUACAUGUAGCUAAUAA
Molecule: messenger RNA, 1951 nt
Organism: Pimephales promelas (fathead minnow)
Lineage: Eukaryota; Metazoa; Chordata; Actinopteri; Cypriniformes; Leuciscidae
Gene: hey1
Product: hes-related family bHLH transcription factor with YRPW motif 1
Biological process (GO): regulation of DNA-templated transcription
Molecular function (GO): protein dimerization activity; DNA binding
Source: RefSeq, a predicted model, not a curated record